Molecule: messenger RNA, 2097 nt
Organism: Aspergillus clavatus NRRL 1
Lineage: Eukaryota; Fungi; Ascomycota; Eurotiomycetes; Eurotiales; Aspergillaceae
Product: molybdopterin cofactor biosynthetic protein
Exons: 2
Coding region: 1-2097 (698 amino acids)
Biological process (GO): Mo-molybdopterin cofactor biosynthetic process
Molecular function (GO): metal ion binding; GTP 3',8'-cyclase activity; cyclic pyranopterin monophosphate synthase activity
Source: RefSeq, a predicted model, not a curated record
AUGACCGAGUCUCUUCUUCGCAUGCGGGGAGCCCUGCGGUUCUCUCCCCGCAGCCAUCGCUGUAUUGCAACCAGCCACGCUCGCCGUCGUUUGAACAGUACAGAUGCUGCAGUGACCAGCUAUAGAAGCGAACCGAGCUCAGCACCCACACAUCCUCCUACUCCCGAUCCACUCCCUCCCUCGAAACCCUUAUCGCCACGAUGGUCCGCGCUGCGGUCCGCAAAGCCCUUCUCCGAGUUCCUCACCGACACCUUCAACCGCCAACAUGACUACCUCCGCAUCAGCGUGACCGAGCGCUGCAACCUCCGUUGUUUAUACUGCAUGCCCGAGGAAGGGAUACCGCUGUCCGCGCCCGCGCGGCUGCUCACCUCCCCGGAGAUCGUCUACCUGUCCUCGCUGUUCGUCUCGCAGGGGGUCACCAAGAUCCGGCUGACGGGCGGCGAGCCGACGGUGCGCAAGGACAUCGUGCCGCUGAUGCAGUCGAUCGGCGCGCUGCGGCGUAACGGCCUGCGCGAGCUGUGUCUGACCACGAACGGGAUCUCGUUGCACCGCAAGCUGGAGCCGAUGGUCGAGGCGGGCUUGACGGGCGUGAAUCUCAGCCUGGAUACGCUGGAUCCGUUCCAGUUCCAGAUCAUGACGCGGCGGAAGGGGUUCGAGGCGGUGAUGCGGAGCGUGGAGCGGAUACUGGCGCUGAAUAAGGCUGGCGCGGGGAUCAAGUUGAAGAUCAACUGCGUGGUGAUGCGCGGGGUCAACGAUCGGGAGAUCAUCCCGUUCGUGGAGAUGGGGCGGGACAGCCCCGUCGGGGUGCGCUUCAUCGAGUACAUGCCCUUCGACGGGAACAAGUGGAGCCAGGGGAAGAUGUUCUCGUACCAGGAGAUGCUGGCGGUGAUCCGGGCGAAGUACCCGACGCUGGAGAAGGUGGCCGGCCACAAGAACGAUACGAGCAAGACGUAUCAGGUUCCCGGGUUCCAAGGCCGCGUCGGGUUCAUCACGAGCAUGACGCAUAAUUUCUGCGGGUCCUGCAAUCGGCUCCGCAUCACCAGCGAUGGCAACCUGAAAGUCUGCUUGUUCGGCAAUACGGAGGUGUCGCUGCGAGAUAUCAUCCGGAAGGAGAACGAUGGGCAGCCGAUCGACGAGGCCGCGCUGAAGGAGCUGCGGCUGCUUGAGGCUGCGGAGGCUGCCGCGCGCGUCCACGACGAGGGUGGCGUGGUCGACCAGAGGGAACAGGCGCUCCUCGACAUCAUCGGAAUGGCCGUCAAGCGCAAGAAGGCCAAACAUGCCGGAAUGGGUACAUUGGAGAAUAUGAAGAACCGGCCAAUGAUACUUAUUGAUAGUGCACAUGUCAGAAAUACGAACACUUCAAGCAACUCGAGACUCCCUAGAAUGAGCCCAGCCAGCGUGCCGCUUCAUCUUCUUCCUGCGUCCCCGUCCCCGUCCCCAACUUCCAUCUUCCAAACCCGUCACUACCACCGCGAGCGUAGCACCACCAAUCCUCAACCCUCCCCGUCCAACCCCAGAGAAGAAGAGGAAACCACCCGCUCUCUCCCGACCACCUCGGACCCGGAACUCCCGCACCUCACCGCCAGCCAAACAGUGCACAUGACCCAAAUCACCGAGAAACCCGUCACCGCGCGCACCGCCACAGCCAGCUGCCUCGUCUCCUUCUCCAACGCGCGGCCAUACGAUCUCCUCCGCGAGGGGCGCGGCACCCACAAGGGCGACGUGUUCAGCGUCGCGCGCAUCGCCGGGAUCAUGGCGGCGAAGAAGACGCCCGACCUCAUCCCGCUGUGCCAUCCGAGCAUCGGGAUUACAGGCGUGGAGGUGGACGUGAAGCUGGUGGAGCCUGCGUCUGGUGAACCUGAGGAGAGGCGACAGCGACACGGGGCUAUGCGGGUGAUGGCGACAGUGAGUUGUCUGGGUCGCACGGGGGUGGAGAUGGAGGCGAUGACGGCGACGGUGGCGGCUGCGUUGACGGUGUAUGAUAUGCUGAAGGCCGUGGAUAAGGGGAUGGUUAUUGGGGGGGUGCAGUUGUUGGAGAAGAAGGGGGGGAAGAGUGGGCAUUGGGUGCGGGCGAGGGAGGUCAAGGACCAGCCUUGA